AUGCCUCACUCGCAGCAUGAUGAAGAUGCCCCCGCCACCACGGGCGGUCUUGAUGCCCCCGUGACGCUUCUCACCGAUUCCCUCGAGAAGCCCUUGCUCGAUGAUCGCGACUAUCGCGUCGUCCGUCUCGACAAUGAGCUCGAGGCUCUUCUGGUCCACGACCCCGAGACCGACAAGGCCAGCGCAGCCCUUGACGUCAAUGUGGGAAACUUCAGUGACGAGUCCGAUAUCCCGGGCAUGGCCCAUGCGGUCGAACAUCUCCUUUUUAUGGGCACCAAGAAAUUCCCAAUUGAGAAUGAAUACGGUCAGUAUUUGUCUGCUCAUUCGGGAAGCUCCAAUGCCUACACCGGCCCGACCUCGACCAACUACUUCUUCGAUGUCGCCGCCAAGCCAGCCAACGACCAGGAUCCUUCAGACAGCAACCCUUCUCCCUUGCGCGAAGCCCUGGACCGAUUCGCUCAGUUUUUCAUCGAGCCGCUCUUCCUCCCCAGCACGCUGGAUAGAGAGCUGAAGGCCGUCGAUUCCGAGAACAAGAAGAACCUCCAGAAUGACACCUGGCGGUUGCAUCAGCUCGAGAAAUCUUUGUCGAAUCCCAAUCAUCCCUUCUGCCACUUUUCGACGGGUAACUUUGAGGUUCUCAAGACCCUCCCUGAGGCCCGUGGUAUCAAUGUGCGAGACAAGUUCAUCGAGUUUCAUGCCAAACACUACUCGGCCAACCGCAUGAAGUUGGUUGUCCUGGGUCGCGAACCGCUUGAUGUUCUCCAGAAAUGGGUCGUGGAGCUUUUCUCUCCCGUCGUCAACAAGAAGCUGCCACCAAACAGAUGGCCCGGCGAGCUUCCCUUCAGAGAGUCCGAUCUCGGCAUGCAAUGCUUUGCAAAGCCCGUCAUGGACUCGCGGGAGCUGAACCUUUACUUCCCCUUUAUUGAUGAGGAGUUCAUGUUUGCCAGCCAGCCCAGCAGGUAUAUCAGCCAUCUCAUUGGACACGAAGGUCCCGGAAGCAUCAUGUCGUACAUCAAGUCCAAGGGCUGGGCAAACGGCCUUAGUGCGGGUGCUUACCCCGUCUGCCCUGGCACUCCCGGCAUCUUUGACGUCCAGGUCCGCUUGACAGAAGAGGGCCUUAAGAACUACCCUGAAAUCGUCAAGAUUUUCUUCCAGUACAUUACCCUCCUUCGCGAGUCUCCGCCCCAGGAAUGGAUCUUCCAGGAGCAAAAGGGAAUGGCGGACGUGGAUUUCAAAUUUAAGCAAAAGACACCAGCCAGCCGUUUCACCAGCCGAAUCAGCUCGGUCAUGCAGAAGCCCCUGCCUCGAGAGUGGCUGCUCAGCGGUCACAGUCGCCUUCGGACGUUCGAGCCUAAGCAAAUCGAGGACGCCCUUGCCACGAUUCGCCCUGACAAUUUCCGAAUGGUUAUCGUAUCUCGCAACUAUCCUGGCAACUGGGACCAGAAAGAAAAGUGGUAUGGAACCGAGUAUCGUUACGAGAAGAUCCCCAAAGAUCUCAUGGAGGAGAUCAGGCAGGCUGCCUCAGUCUCUCCCAACGAGCGCCUAUCAUGCCUUCACUUGCCCCAUAAGAACCAGUUCAUCCCCAACCAGCUUGAGGUUGAAAAGAAGGAGGUCACAGAGCCGGCGCUCAACCCACGGGUGCUGCGCAACGACGGCAUCGCCAGGACAUGGUGGAAGAAGGAUGAUACCUUCUGGGUUCCUCGUGCCAACGUCAUUGUCAGUUUGAAGACACCACUGAUCGACUCAUGUGCCGAGAACGACGUCAAGGCUCGUCUCUUUUCGGAUUUGGUACGCGAUGCGUUGGAAGAGUACUCAUACGAUGCGGAACUCGCUGGCUUGCAGUACAAUGUCAGUCUUGAUUCGCGUGGUUUGUGCUUGAACGUUAGUGGCUACAAUGACAAACUUCCCGUGCUUCUGGAGCAAGUCGUUACGACGAUGCGAGAUCUGGAUAUCAAAGAAGACCGAUUCGAGAUUGUCAGGGAACGCCUGACCAGAGGGUACAACAAUUGGCAGCUUCAGUCGUCCUACCACCAAGUUGGCGAUUAUACCACCUGGCUGAAUGCACCGGAGCGAGACUUUAUAGUGGAAGAGCUUGCUGCGGAGCUUCCAAGCAUCACGGUGGAGGGCGUCCGACUGUUCCAGAAGCAGAUGCUAGGCCGGCUGUUCAUCGAGGUCUAUGUGCAUGGCAACAUGUACAAGGAGGAUGCUCUGAAGAUAACGGACAUGGUGGAAUCUAUCCUGAAGCCUCGAACCCUGCCUCGGGCCCAAUGGCCUGUCCUUCGGUCGCUCAUCCUGCCACGAGGGUCUAACUAUGUCUUCAAGAAGACUCUGAAGGACCCUGCUAAUGUCAACCAUUGCGUCGAGACCUGGUUCUAUGUCGGCAGUAGAGAGGACCGCGUGAUUCGCACCAAGACUCUACUUUUGGACCAGAUGCUGCACGAGCCCGCUUUCGACCAGCUCCGUACCAAGGAGCAGCUGGGCUACAUUGUCUUCAGUGGACCCCGAGUGUUUUCAACAACGUACGGUUUCCGCUUCCUCAUUCAGAGUGAGAUGACUCCCGAAUUUUUGGAUUCCCGAAUCGAGGCUUUCCUUAGGAGAUACGUGGAGACACUAGAGAAGAUGAGCGAGACAGAAUUCGAGGGCCACAAGCGAAGUCUGGUCAUCCGUAGAUUGGAGAAGCUUCGAAACUUGGACCAAGAGUCGUCUCGCCACUGGUCACAAAUCACCAGCGAGUAUUAUGACUUUGAGCUCGCUCAACGAGAUGCUGAGCAAGUCAAGAAGCUGACGAAGCCCGAGAUGGUGGAAUUUUUCAACAAGUAUUUCGACCCUGCCUCAAGCGAGAGGGCCAGAUUAUCGAUCCAUUUGCACGCACAAGGUAAAGCCGAGGGAGUCGACAAGAGACAGGAGGAGGCUCAAAAGAAGGCCGACGAGGAGGCGCCGGCUGGAGAUGUACCAUCCGCCAUCUCGACCGCCGUGGAAAUCACCGAUGUGCGGGUCUUCAAGGCGAACCUACCGGCCAGCUCAGGCGCACGACCGGUGAAGGAUGUGAGCGAGUAUGAAGAUACGGAUGCGAAGCUCUGA
This is a messenger RNA of Fusarium keratoplasticum, 3081 nucleotides long. RefSeq lists its product as uncharacterized. Gene Ontology annotation, molecular function: metalloendopeptidase activity; metal ion binding. Gene Ontology annotation, cellular component: cytosol; mitochondrion. The transcript has 4 exons. NCBI's taxonomy places the organism in Eukaryota, Fungi, Ascomycota, Sordariomycetes, Hypocreales, Nectriaceae. The coding region runs from base 1 to 3081 and encodes 1026 amino acids. The record is from RefSeq and is a predicted model, not a curated record. Gene Ontology annotation, biological process: peptide catabolic process.